Messenger RNA from Xyrauchen texanus (razorback sucker), 2236 nucleotides. RefSeq names its product large 60S subunit nuclear export GTPase 1 (gene lsg1). Gene Ontology annotation, molecular function: GTPase activity; GTP binding. The transcript is spliced from 14 exons. NCBI's taxonomy places the organism in Eukaryota, Metazoa, Chordata, Actinopteri, Cypriniformes, Catostomidae. Gene Ontology annotation, biological process: ribosomal subunit export from nucleus. The record is from RefSeq and is a predicted model, not a curated record. Gene Ontology annotation, cellular component: cytosol. The coding region runs from base 152 to 2014 and encodes 620 amino acids.
GUUUUGUUGUAGUGACGAGCAGGUCCUUCACAAUGGAUUCUUCCGCGCGACUUCCUUCCUCCACCACAAUAAGCAUGUGACAUGUGAAGAGUCGAUCAACAGCGCAUUAAAACUCUUUCUGAGACUAUAUAACCGUGUCAACAUUUCAGAUAUGGGAAAGAAGAAGGGCGUAGGGUUAGGAAGAUCUUUAAUAAAGGAGAGAUUAAACGCUGGACGCGGAUACAGGAGGAAUGACACAUGGCUCCACACCAGUGAGCUGAAUGAUGGUUAUGACUGGGGUCGACUCAAUCUGCAGUCCGUCACUGAGCAGAGCUCUAUGGACGACUUUCUGGCCACGGCUGAACUUGCUGGAACAGAAUUUAUUGCUGAGAAGAUGAACAUACAGUUUGUCCCAUCUGAAGCGAGGGCUGGAUUGCCUUCCAUUGAAGAGUCCAAACGGAUGAAGAAACUUCAUGAGGAAAACAAACAGCUCCUACGAAUCCCCCGAAGGCCUCCUUGGGAUGAGAACACGAGUCCUGAUGUCCUACAGCAAGCCGAGAGGGACAGUUUCCUCGUAUGGAGAAGAGAACUGGCUCGGUUGGAGGAGGAGCAGAAGUUCAUUCUUACCCCCUUUGAGAGGAAUCUGGAUUUCUGGAGGCAGCUGUGGCGAGUUAUUGAGAGGAGUGAUGUCGUGGUACAAAUCCUCGAUGCCAGAAACCCACUUCUCUUUCGCUGUCCGGAUCUUGAGAAAUAUGUCGGAGAGGUCUCUGCUCAUAAAGUAAACAUGCUUCUGCUGAACAAAGCGGACCUGCUCACUAGAGAACAGAGGCGAGAUUGGGCCCGGUACUUCCAGAAGGGGGGCAUCAGAGCAGUGUUCUGGUCCGCUUUGGCCGAGGCACAGCGACUCGAGGCCGAAGAGAAGGGAGAAGAAGUGGUUGACCAAGAAGGUGAAAGCGAUACAGAACAGGAAGUAGCCACAGAAGAAAUGGACUCUGCGCGUGAGACGAGAGAAGAGAGCGAGCAGGAUGAAGAUGAAGUUUGUGUUGAUGAGACCAACUGGCAGACGUGCUCCGAGGAAUCUGGAGAUGAAGAUGAUGCACUAACCUCAAACCCAUCAGCCUCAUCGUUCUACAACUCCAGCCGUUUGUUACGCAAAGACGAGCUGCUGGACGUGUUCAAAUCGGCACACUCUGGGCAAACUUGCAAAGAUGGACAAAUCACAGUUGGAUUGGUGGGGUAUCCGAAUGUUGGGAAGAGCUCCACCAUCAACACCAUCCUGAUGAAUAAGAAGGUCUCCGUUUCAGCUACACCUGGACACACUAAGCACUUUCAGACUCUGUUUGUGGAUCCUGCUCUCUGCUUGUGUGAUUGUCCCGGACUGGUCAUGCCUUCCUUCGUUUCCACCAAAGCGGAGAUGAUCUGCUGCGGGAUUCUGCCCAUCGAUCAGAUAAGAGAUCAUGUCCCAGCCAUCUCUCUCGUAUGUGAAACUAUCCCUCGAGAUGUUUUGGAGAGGACCUACGGUAUCAACAUCAUCAGACCGAGGGAGGACGAGGACCCCGAUCGACCGCCUACCUACGAGGAGCUGCUCAUGGCAUAUGGAUAUAUGAGAGGCUUCAUGACCGCCCACGGCCAGCCGGACCAAUCCAGAUCAGCCCGUUUUAUUUUGAAAGACUAUGUCAGUGGCAAACUCCUGUACUGUCAUCCUCCACCCCACAUCAACCCCAAAGACUUCCAGCCUCAACACGGCAGCUUUAGCAGGCAGACAAGAGGAACCAAUCAGAACAUCAGCUGUGAUGAUAAACCGUCUAAAGUCAAACGCAUUGAAAACACAGUGGAUAAAAACUUCUUUCAUCAAGAGAAUGUCCGCGCUCUGACUAAGGGUGUGCAGACGGUGAUGGGGUAUAAGCCGGGCAGUGGCCCCGUCGGGCCUGAACAAGCGGGAACGGAACAGCAUCCCGGAAAGUCCUGGAAAAAACACGGUAACCGAAACAAAAAGGAGAAAGUGAGAAGACUCAACAAACAUCUGGAUGCUUGAUCACAUUUAAACACCCAAAUCUUAUCAAAGAUGUUUGGAUUUAAUAUCAUCUUUAAUACAAAGACAUUUAGUUUUGUCUCACGCCUGCGGCACAUUCCUCUUGAUAACUGAAUACUGUCAUUUAUAUCUGAUCAAUGUAUGAGAUGAAGGGAUUACUGUGGCCGGCUUAGCCUACAACCAAUGCUAAUAAAGUUAUUUAAUCAUGUUUCUUAUUGGUUUCAU